Messenger RNA from Zymoseptoria tritici IPO323, 937 nucleotides. RefSeq names its product proteasome core particle subunit alpha 4. Gene Ontology annotation, biological process: ubiquitin-dependent protein catabolic process. The record is from RefSeq and is a predicted model, not a curated record. Gene Ontology annotation, cellular component: proteasome core complex; proteasome core complex, alpha-subunit complex; nucleus. The coding region runs from base 95 to 937 and encodes 280 amino acids. The transcript has 2 exons. Lineage: Eukaryota; Fungi; Ascomycota; Dothideomycetes; Mycosphaerellales; Mycosphaerellaceae.
UCCAUCUCGACUCACUGCCAUCACCGGAUACCUCGACGAAUACAAUCACAUCCUCUCGACCACCCAACACCGAUAAAACCUCCUCACCGCCACCAUGGCCAGCGGCUACGACCGCGCCCUCUCCGUCUUCUCCCCCGAUGGCCACGUCUUUCAGGUCGAAUAUGCUCUCGAAGCCGUCAAGCGCGGCACCUGCGCCGUAGCAGUCAAGGGCGCCGACGUCGUCGUUCUAGGCUGCGAGAAGCGAUCCGCCCUCAAACUCCAAGACACCCGCAUCACUCCUUCCAAGAUCAGCAUGGUCGACACCCACGUCUGCCUCGCCUUCGCCGGUCUCAACGCCGAUGCACGCAUUCUCGUCGACAAAGCUCGUCUCGAAGCGCAAUCACAUCGUCUCACUGUGGAGGAUCCCGUCAGCAUUGAGUACAUCACCAAAUAUGUGGCCGGCGUGCAACAGCGAUACACCCAGAGUGGAGGAGUGCGGCCGUUUGGCAUCUCCACGCUCAUCGUGGGUUUCGAUCCUGGCAGCAAGGAGGCCAGACUAUACCAGACCGAGCCAUCAGGCAUCUACUCCGCAUGGAAAGCCAACGCCAUCGGCCGCUCCUCCAAAACCGUCCGCGAAUUCCUCGAACGCAAUCACAAAGACGCCAUGCCUCGCGACGACACAAUCGAGCUGACCAUCAAGUCCCUCCUUGAAGUCGUGCAGACCGGAGCCAAGAACAUCGAGAUCGCCAUCAUGGCACCAGGCAAGGGCGUGGAGAUGCUGGCGGGUGAGGAGAUUGAGAAGAUUGUGGAGAAGAUCAACACGGAGAAGGAUGCUGCUGCGGAGGCGAACGCGAGCCGGAGAGGAGGUGCUAGAGGUGCUGCGGCGGCGGGUGAUGCGAGCAGUGCGGAUGGUGCGGCGCAAGUGCUGGCAAACAGACCUGCUGGCGGCGCGGAGUAG